ACGGGAAAUACUAAAUUCUAAAGCAUGUUCUGAAAGUCUCCUGGUGUGUAACUCUUCAGGAGGAUCUUCAGGAGCAUGUUUAGCAUUUCUUAGGGUUUUAUCAGGAGCAUUGUAUCAUCUGUGACCCUUGAGGCUGGAGGCAUCUCAUGGUGCAGCUUCAGCUGCCUCUGAACAGUGGUAACCUGUUAGAGGAGACAGAUGUGAUUAAUAUCUGGUGUCUGGCCACAUAAAUUCAGGGUGCUGACUUUUCUGUAAUCAUCUUUAUGUAAUAAUACCAUUUAGAAGUAUAUAGCUUAACCAGGGCAGGCAUCUGUGUAGUGAUUUUUGGUGUGGUGUCUAUAAAUAGAGGUAAAUUCUGUAUAUAAAACCUAUGUGAAACAGUUGGGGUUUUUUUCCCCUCAGUGACAGGGAUACGCAGGUAUGAAUCAAAACAGGUGGUAGGAAAGGCUUUGGCCAGAAGUGUGAUGCACUAAAGGUUUCUCCCUAGCAUGUGCACCUGAGGUAGUAACAGUGGUUGAAGGCUUUUCUGUUUUGUCAUCUCACCUUUGUUCAGCCUCAACAUUGCCAGGGUCCAGCCUCAGCUUCCAUUUUUAGCUGAGCAUGGGCAGUUGAAAAAUACCUGUUUUUUAGAGAAAAUAGUAGACCACUGUGACUAUUGUUUUGCUGGUCUUCAUCUUUCUAGCUCUGCUUUAUUUUUUAAAGCUCUUGUAUAAAAAUCUACUGUUGAUGUAAUGGAAGUUGUUCUACGGCAACCAGAACUAAUCGCAUAAACCAUACGGCUUUUUAACUUCUGAUGUAUUUGGCCUUUAAAAAAAAGAAAAGCCUACUUACUUCUCUGCUAGGCAAACCUUACUUAUGACUUGAAGUGCUGCUAAUUAGAAACUGGGAUUCACUUAAUGCCACAAACAGUGUUUAAGAGUGUUUGGAUUUAAAAUCUUUACUGUGCUUGGUGAAUUAAGUAAGUUUAUUGAAAGGUAGAUGGCUCCCAUGUACUGCAUAUUAACAAAUGGAACCACUCAGUUUGCUGAACUGAACAACUGUCUUCAGUUUUGCUUUCUUUCAGGACUGUAAAGAAAGAGCAGAUUUCUUUUUCCAACGUUACGUAAUUGUUCUCUUAAUCUGAAUGUAUUUUAAGACAAACUUACGUUUCUUUAAUAGGCAUAGAGCCCUGUUUCCUGAAUUUACGGAUUUCUUAGGUUUUGAGUGCAGUAACUGCUGAGCUAUUUUAAUAAUCUGAAGUUUAAUACUGUCUCUGAGGCUAAUAGUCAAAAACUGUAUUGGCUUUUUUAAUGGUACUAGUGAUUCUUCAGUAAGUAGUUCACUAUUUUACUAAGUAGUUGAGCAUUUUACAACUUUUUUUGAUACUAUUCACAGUUUGAAUUCUAUAUUAAUAUGCCAGUUUAAUGUUAAAGUACAGUGUUUAGGCUAGAGACUGGUUUUUAAGAAACUAUUUUUUUUCCUUUGGUAUAAUUAGCUAUAUCCUUUAUUUCUUUCAGGUCAGGUAGAAGUGUAAAUAAAAGGACGGCAACUCCAAACUAACAUGGCAGUCAGACUGUGUGAUGUGGCUUCUCUGCUUAGAAGUGGUUCGUGGGCAGCAGAGCCUUGGACUGGGCAGGUAAUUGCUGCCAUGGAAACACAACUGUCUAAUGGACCACCUUGCAAUAACACAGCCCAUGGUUCAACCACCAUAAACAAUUGCUCAUCACCAGUUGAUUCUGGGAACACAGAAGACAGCAAGACCAAUUUAAUCGUCAACUACCUUCCACAGAACAUGACCCAGGAGGAACUGAAGAGUCUCUUUGGCAGCAUUGGUGAGAUUGAAUCCUGCAAGCUUGUCAGGGACAAAAUAACAGGGCAGAGCUUGGGUUAUGGUUUUGUGAACUACGUUGAACCGAAGGAUGCCGAGAAAGCUAUCAACACUCUGAAUGGAUUGAGACUUCAAACUAAAACCAUAAAAGUUUCCUAUGCGCGACCAAGCUCAGCUUCUAUCAGAGAUGCAAAUUUAUAUGUUAGUGGACUUCCAAAACCAAUGACCCAGAAAGAACUCGAACAGCUCUUUUCCCAAUAUGGACGCAUUAUUACUUCUCGUAUUCUGGUUGACCAAGUCACUGGAGUAUCAAGGGGUGUGGGGUUUAUCCGGUUUGACAAGCGAAUUGAAGCAGAAGAAGCUAUCAAGGGCUUGAAUGGCCAGAAACCUCCAGGUGCCACAGAGCCCAUCACUGUAAAGUUUGCUAACAAUCCAAGCCAAAAAAACAAUCAGGCCAUCCUUUCCCAGCUGUACCAUUCUCCAAACAGAAGAUAUCCAGCACCUCUAGCUCAGCAGGCUCAACGUUUCAGGUUGGACAAUCUGCUCAACAUGGCUUAUGGAGUAAAGAGUAGGUUUCCUCCAAUGACCAUUGAUGGAAUGACCAGUUUGGCUGGAAUCAAUAUCCCUGGGCAUGCAGGAACUGGAUGGUGCAUUUUUGUCUACAACUUGGCCCCUGAUGCUGAUGAGAGUAUCCUCUGGCAAAUGUUUGGACCCUUCGGAGCAGUAACCAAUGUGAAGGUCAUCCGUGAUUUCAACACCAACAAGUGCAAAGGUUUUGGAUUUGUGACUAUGACAAACUAUGAUGAGGCAGCUAUGGCAAUAGCCAGCCUGAAUGGAUACCGCCUUGGGGACAGAGUAUUGCAGGUCUCCUUCAAAACAAACAAAACGCACAAAGCCUAACAAGUUAUUCUCAGUGCAUUAAUACAUGAAAUCUAUACAACAAAGGCAAUUUACAAGAAGCUUUAUGCAUUAGUAAAUGCCUUUGUUGUAUGCCAGUGUGGAAAUGGGGAUAAAAUGUCUACUUAGCAUCCUAAGAAUAUGUGAGAUUUUUUAUUGCUAAUAUUUGAAUUAAAACUUCUUAAAUAUCUUUUGUUUGAAUAUUGACAAGAGGUACAGGGUUUUUACCUGUCACGAUGCAUAUUCUAUUGCCUUCUUUGAAGAAGGUAGACCUUUUAAGAUGUUUCAGCUAAGGGAAGAAGUUUUUUCCUUUUACAUGACUGCCUUUGGCCUAUGAGUAAAUACUGAGGCUUUGUGUUAAGUUGGUUUUUUGUGUUAUUUCUUGAUUUGCCUUAUGUUUAAUUUACGUAUUAAUGCAUUGCUGUUUUGUUGUUCAAGAAAAAUAUUUGAAGUUUAAUUUAUGAAGUUAUAAGCAGUAUUUAUUUUGUAACUAUCAUUUGGGUUGGGGAAUGGGAACACAUUCUAAAAGCUUAUUGUAAGAAUACUGGAGAACUUUUCGUAAAGCAGUACCUUGCCAAAGAGAUAAGAGCCUCUUUGAUGUGGGUUUAAAAAAGCAUCUAUUUUUAUAAAAAAAAAAUAAAAAAAUUUGGAGAAACUUUUUACUGGUCCUGGAACAAAUAUUUUGACUUGAAUACUUUGAGAAAUCUCUUCAUAUGACACCUAGUGAGCUUUUAAAACUUACCAGGAAAUUUGCAAUUGUUGGGGAAAAUUUAGAAAGAUUUAUGAUGUAGAAAUACUUUUGAGAUCUUUGUAUUAAGAAGUAGAGUCAAUGGGAUGCACUGUUGAUUUCAUUUUUGUAAUCAUCAGUGGAGUCUUUGAUCAUCCUGGUUAUUAAGUGAUAGGUGGCUCACAGUAAUUUGUGAUUUUGAAACAAAUGAAAAUUUUAAAAAAAGAAUAUAAGAGCAAGCAGGAAACUUAAAAUACUGAGAGAUGGGGGAAAAAAUCUGUUCUUCCUAAAGAAUUCCCUUCAGAUAGAGCUCAUGGUGUUUAGUGAUGUACUUGCUAUUGUUUGAAGAAUUGUUUUGUCUUAAAAGACAUUGAGCAUGGUUUGCACAGCAGCAAAUCAGCAGAAGAGGCCUGAGUUGGGUAUAUUUGGAGGUAUUUUGAAAGUUAUGCUUAAGGCUAACACCUGAGCUUUGUGUAAUGUAAAUAAGACGAGUUAUGAACUUUUCAGCCGAUUUUGACUUUAGUUUAUUAAGUCACAUGCCAAGUGAUGUUCAAUUUUGAAUGUUUUUGUAUGAGUUUUUUCUUUGUAAAUGGCAUUAACAUUGUUACUUGAGGUCUGCUUAUUCAUUUUUGUUGUCCUGAGGACUUGAAUUUACAGUGCAUCUGAUCUGUUGCUAUUUUUGUCUGUAGAUAGUCUAGCUUCAGCUGUUUAUGGUGAUGCUACAUUUUUGUUUAUAAAUAUGUUUGUGGUAAAAAAAGAAUAUAAUCAUAGGUUUUGAACAAAUUUCCUUACAUUUUUCAUACAAAACCCAUAAAUACCUGUAUGCUAUUGAAAUUUAACUUUGUAUGAUGCUUAAAUCACUAUUUGGGGAAAUAGGAAAAGUCUUUACCAUGUAUUGAAGAAAUUUAAGAAAAAAAAUACAGAAUAUUUUCUGAUUAGCAUCUAGCUUAUAAUUAAAUUUUUAAAAAAAAGCUGAGGGUCUGAUGCCUUCACCAGGAUGCACUGACAACUAUGUAGUUACAUCCUGCUUUUUGUAUAAACUGAGAUGCUCAUAUGCUUCCCCUUAGAAAAAGCAAUGUUCUAUGCAUAACAUAGUUGUACACUAUCUUUGCAGUUGCUUUUGGUUCUUAUUCUUUUGAAUUGUAGUUAUAAAUUUUUCAGUAUAGUACAGUACAUAUCCUGUGAAGCGCGUGCUAAAGUGAAUAAGCGAGUUUUCAUGCUGACCCACUCAAUGCUAUUCAAAAAUCAAUUGGCUUCCUGAGCACUUCCUCAUUCUUAGGUGCAUUUAGAUUGUUAAAGCUAAUCCUCUGCAUUAAAAAUUGUAUAUACUAUAGAAGUCACAAACUUUCCAAUGUGGGGAAAACAGUAGCUACAUGCUUCUUUCCUAUACUACUGUAGCAACUAACGGCAUUGAUGAGAAGGCAUGUAAAUUGGGCUUCACUUUACAGUGUUUAUCAGAGCACUUAGUAAAAUAUAAGGCUGGUAUUUAUUUGAAGCUGUAUAGUAUGACUUAAUUCACAUCUGUUGGAAUAGAAAAUAUAUUCUGUUGAGUAUUUAAGAGGUUGUACAUGUUUUCUUUUGUGUUUGGAUCCUUUGUACUUUUUCAUGUUCAGUACAUCAAUAAACAAAGUUGAAGGGAAAA
This is a messenger RNA of Aquila chrysaetos chrysaetos, 5073 nucleotides long. RefSeq names its product ELAV like RNA binding protein 2 (gene ELAVL2). Lineage: Eukaryota; Metazoa; Chordata; Aves; Accipitriformes; Accipitridae. Gene Ontology annotation, molecular function: RNA binding. The transcript has 8 exons. Gene Ontology annotation, cellular component: ribonucleoprotein complex. The coding region runs from base 1541 to 2707 and encodes 388 amino acids. The record is from RefSeq and is a predicted model, not a curated record.